Didymodactylos carnosus is the source of this 990-nucleotide messenger RNA. The record is from the annotation of a GenBank genome assembly. Lineage: Eukaryota; Metazoa; Rotifera; Eurotatoria; Philodinida; Philodinidae.
AUGACAUCGAACGUUAACAAUACACGUAUUCCUACUUAUCAAUGGAGUUUUGCCGUUCGUGGCUCAGUGACAUUAAUUAUUGAAGAUAUAUCCAUUCAUUCAUUUGAGCAAACAGUAUACAAAGUGUUAAAAAAUAGUAUAUCAAAAACUGUUCAACGUUAUUGUAAUGAACAUGAAUGUUUUACACAUGAUUCAGAUGUAAUCAGGCCAGAACAUAUAAUUAUUCAAGCGUAUGAAUCUCACAAUAGUCGUCAAUUAUACGUUUCAAUGUUUGUAAAAGAUCCUUAUCAUGAUGAUAUCGGAUUGACAAAUGAUCAAUUUUUACACGCAUUGCGUUAUAAUCAACAAGAAUUGUGUCGUGAUAUUAAACAUCAGAUAAAUCUACCAUUAGCAUUUUUUGAACAACAAUCGCCAAUUGAACCUGUAUGGAUUUAUGGAGCAUGUUUGUUAGCUUUACUCACGUUGGUCAUAAUAGUGGCAAUACUACGAGCCAACAGCGAUCCAUCCGACUAUAGUCAAGAACGAAAACAACAAUUAAAGAAAAAUAACGAAAAAUGCUUACACAGUCUCUUGACAACACCCAUUCGAUCUGUCGAUGAAGAAAUUGCCUCAUCUACCGAUAUCAAUGAAACAGAAAGUUCAAAUGCCUCGAAUACACUUGAUACAACAACAGCUAGAACUUCAUGUAUUCAAAUUAAAAAUAAUACGUCUUAUUUUCAAUCUGCUAUUGAAAAUGUUAUUCGUCAUCGAGACGAUGAUCCAAUACCAUUUAUAGAUGAAACAAUAUCAGCAGGUGCUAGCAGAAAAAGUUCGGCAUGUUGGAGUGAACGAACGAGUUUGAGUAGCCGAUUUGGAUUACGAUUUAAACGAUUACAUACUCAUAAUUAUCGAGUUUCCGGUAAUGAUGCCAUAAUAACAUUAGAACCCCAAAACAGAUCCAACAGUAACUUGAAAGAAAAAUCUCAUGGACAAAAACGACAACAACAAUGA